Messenger RNA from Ilyonectria robusta, 1136 nucleotides. RefSeq lists its product as uncharacterized. The transcript has 2 exons. Lineage: Eukaryota; Fungi; Ascomycota; Sordariomycetes; Hypocreales; Nectriaceae. The coding region runs from base 28 to 792 and encodes 254 amino acids. The record is from RefSeq and is a predicted model, not a curated record.
CAACAGAGUCUAUGCAUACCGUGUUCAAUGACAAGCAACAAUCUACAGGUGCCUAGGCACUCAGAACUCUUCAGCUAUGUUUGUAGCUCUAUUCAAGACGAGGAAAUAUUUCACUUCAUGGGCUUUGAGCUCCUCCACCGUCUCAACAUCGUCCAGCUCCAAAAUGAGUUGAUUUCCAUCAAGGAGGAUGUCCUCCGGACCCGGGGAGCCGCAGUCGACACAGAAAGGCUCAAAAAGUUAUUAAAUGAUUACACCACCGCAGUUCAAAACUACAAUUAUGUGCAUUUGCAACGUCGGCUGGACCACCACACAGCGGAACGCCGGAAGCAGCGACUCAAGCGGAACUUCAUCUCCAUGACAACAUCGUAUCGGCAUUCACGACCAUUUGAAACACACUACUAUUACCUCCACAGCAAUGCCCACCCUACGCCCGAUGUCCUGCGCGACAAACUCCGCCGCUGGCUUCCAAGCCGGCUAUCAUAUUCAGCGCAAGAGCGCCUUCACCGCAACAAGGAGUACGAAGAGGGACAGCCGCCAAUCGAGAUAUCGCCCUUUGUAGACAAGAUUGUACGACUAUGCAUGGCCAUCCUGGCAAUCUUGAUUCUCGUCCUACCCAUGUGUUUCAUGAGCUUGUGGCCGUCCAAGACGAACAACCUUAUCACAGCAGCUUUGUUCAUGGUCAUGUUCGCAUGCGGGAUGUCAUUUGGCAUAAAAGGGACCAAUGUGGAGACCCUGGUUGCAACGGCCACCUAUUCAGCUGUCCUUGUUGUGUUCGUUGGCACAAACUCUUAAUUCCUCUAGCAAGGAAGAAAGGAAUAACAAGCACACCCUGAUAUGCAUCGAGUUCGUAAAGGCCACCUAUAUAUCAAAGAACUCUAGUCCUCGCUCAUAUAACCGAAGAGAGUAGGUGUCAGGGGACCCGAUGGGACCAGAGAGGAGGAUGUUGUGAUGGUACAAGAGCACGAACGAGGUCGGGUACGACUUGGGUAACUUCUACACGGUAAGAGAAGCUUCUCACCACUAAGAAGGCGGCGGAGGAGUGGAAAGAAUGUAUCAUAGCGUGAUGGGCGGGGACACAGUUUGUGGGAACGAUUAAGGGUUGGGGAAGCGGAUCUACGUCCACCAUCGGAUACGGC